CUUUCUCUAGUAAAAUAGAUAAUAGAAAAUUUUGAUUAUUUUCUUGUCUUGACUUAAACUUCGCAUUAAAGUAAUUAGAUUUCAGAUUAGAUUAUUCUCAAUCGAACAUAAUAUCGGAAUUGUCAAAACACUCGAUCUCGCGUUUAAUUAUUGAUCAAGUCGAACAAUGUGACUUAUUAUUGAGCAAUCGAACGACAAACUUUCAAAUUAACCAUGACUGCUUCAACAUCUGGUAAUCAUAAUUUCAAAAUCGUAUUAUUGGGCGAAGGUGCCGUUGGCAAAACGUCCAUUGUUCUGCGUUACGUCGAGGAUAAGUUCAACGAUAAGCAUCUUAGUACCCUUCAGGCUUCGUUUUUGAACAAAAAGCUCAACGUUGGAGGUAAACGAGUCAACUUAGCAAUAUGGGAUACUGCUGGUCAAGAGAAAUUUCACGCUCUGGGCCCAAUUUACUACAGAAUGUCGAAUGGCGCAGUACUUGUGUAUGAUAUUACGGAUGAAGAUUCUUUUCAAAAAGUCAAGAACUGGGUUAAAGAGUUGAAGAAAAUGUUAGGCCAAGAUAUCUGCAUAGUUAUCGUUGGUAAUAAAACUGAUCUCGAGAAAGAUAGAAUCGUACCUUUAGAAUUAGCUGAACAAUACGCCAAACAAGUCGGCGCAAAACAUUAUCUCGUGUCAGCAAAACUAAACCGUGGCAUAGAAGAAUUAUUCUUAGAAUUGACUCAGCUCAUGUUACAUAAAGCCGAAGAGCAAAGUAAACUGAAAGAAAACGCCCUCAGUAGAGGCGGUAGCCUAAAACGUAACGUUCUCAUAGUCGACGACGAAGAAGAAAAUAAUUCGUCACAGCGUAGAAAAUGCUGCGGUGGUCCGUCGCAUUGAUAUUCGUCAUUCUCGUUCUAUUCAGAUUCCAAAAUUAAUCAGUAUUUUGUAAGUUUUAUUAUUUAUCGAUGUACUUUUACUAUAUCCAACUGUGUUAAUCUUCUGUUAAUCCUUUAUUACGAAUCUGAGGAUCGAAUUCGCAUCGUGUUAGAAUAUAGCUAGAUUUCUGAUGUAUUGAUUUGUCGAGUCGUAAUACGAGUAAUAAUUGGCGUUGUACGCGCAUUGUUUCAAUUUUAAUACAUAUUUUUUUUUCUAUUUCCUAUUUUUAUGUUGUGCUUUUACGCGAUUUUAAUUUUUCGUCAAACUUUUUUUUUUUAUAAUUAUAAGGCGAGUUGUUCAUUUUCAGACUCAUUCUGUUCUAUGUACAGUUACCGUAAUACAUGAUCUUGUGCGUUUCUA
Messenger RNA from Planococcus citri (citrus mealybug), 1272 nucleotides. It is a transcript of the gene Rab21, whose product is annotated as RAS oncogene family member Rab21. The record is from RefSeq and is a predicted model, not a curated record. Gene Ontology annotation, molecular function: GTP binding; GTPase activity. NCBI's taxonomy places the organism in Eukaryota, Metazoa, Arthropoda, Insecta, Hemiptera, Pseudococcidae. Gene Ontology annotation, biological process: Rab protein signal transduction; vesicle-mediated transport. The transcript has 4 exons. The coding region runs from base 214 to 873 and encodes 219 amino acids.